AAAUCUAUAAAUAAUUAAGAUCUGUGAGAGAAAAAAAAUAAAGAAAACUUCAUUUUUCUCCGUUUUCUUUGUUUUGGUAAACACUAAACGCGCCAUAAAAGCGUUACACUCUAAUCGAAAUCCGCAAAAUUACUCGUUCAAAUCAAACGCAAAAUCUUAGGAUGUCGACGGAGUCAGCGGAACCGUUCAAGCCCUACACCCUCUCCCAAACCCUAACCGGUCACAAGCGAGCUAUCUCCGCCGUCAAAUUCUCCUCCAAUGGCCAUCUCCUCGGCUCCUCCUCCGCCGACAAGACCCUUCGUACCUACUCCGUCAAUCUCUCUGAUGCCGGCGCCGCCCUGACCCCUCUCCAUGACUUCCACGGCCACGAUCAGGGAGUCUCCGACCUCGCCUUCUCUUCUGACUCCCGCUUCGUUGUGUCUGCCUCCGACGACAAGACCCUCCGCCUCUGGGACCUCACCACAGGGUCUCACGUCAAGACUCUCCACGGUCACACCAACUAUGUCUUCUGCGUUAAUUUCAAUCCUCAGUCCAACAUGAUCGUUUCUGGUUCGUUCGAUGAGACUGUUCGCAUAUGGGAUGUCAAGACCGGGAAGUGCUUGAAGGUCUUGCCUGCCCACUCUGAUCCCGUUACCGCCGUUGAUUUCAACCGUGAUGGGUCCCUCAUUGUUUCCAGCAGCUACGACGGGCUUUGUAGGAUUUGGGAUGCUUCGACUGGGCAUUGUAUGAAGACUCUAAUUGAUGAUGAAAACCCCCCUGUUUCAUUUGUCAAGUUCUCACCCAAUGGGAAGUUCAUCCUUGUUGGGACUCUGGAUAAUGCUCUGAGGCUUUGGGACUUCUCAAAGGGCAAAUUUUUGAAGACCUACACCGGUCAUACUAAUUCGAAAUACUGCACUUCGGCUACCUUUUCCGUUACAAAUGGGAAAUAUAUCGUUAGUGGAUCUGAAGACAACAGUGUAUACUUGUGGGAGUUACAGAGCAGGAAAGUAGUACAGAAAUUGGAAGGUCACACUGAUACAGUUAUAUCAGUAACUUGUCACCCAAAUGAGAACGUAAUUGCAUCGGGUUCACUAGGCAAUGACAAGACUGUGAAAAUCUGGACUCAGUCCAAAGAUUGAUCUAUUUCUCCAAAUGGCUGUGUAAUAUAAUUGCGCACUGGUGGCAAUGGCUGAGAUUUUGACCUGAGCAGAAAGAUUGGUUAUGGUAUUUAGCACAACUCACUUUUUAGAGGAAUUAUAGGUAGGUCGCUGCUGCAUGAUUCUCACUAUGUAACGCUGUUAUUCUUAUUGUCUCAUUUGACAUUAUAUUCCUUCUCAAAUAUCAGGUAGAAAUUCUCUCAUUGUAUUUAGUUGUUUCGUGGAUCUUUUUGUAGUCUCUGAACUGGGAUCAUAUGUGUUCAUAUGCUAAUGAAAUUAUGUCUUGGGGUCAA
Molecule: messenger RNA, 1429 nt
Organism: Cannabis sativa
Lineage: Eukaryota; Viridiplantae; Streptophyta; Magnoliopsida; Rosales; Cannabaceae
Product: COMPASS-like H3K4 histone methylase component WDR5A
Exons: 2
Coding region: 162-1118 (318 amino acids)
Cellular component (GO): Set1C/COMPASS complex
Molecular function (GO): histone binding
Source: RefSeq, a predicted model, not a curated record